This is a messenger RNA of Wallemia ichthyophaga EXF-994, 1959 nucleotides long. Its product is annotated as Polyadenylate-binding protein, cytoplasmic and nuclear. Gene Ontology annotation, cellular component: ribonucleoprotein complex; cytosol; nucleus. NCBI's taxonomy places the organism in Eukaryota, Fungi, Basidiomycota, Wallemiomycetes, Wallemiales, Wallemiaceae. The transcript is spliced from 2 exons. The coding region runs from base 1 to 1959 and encodes 652 amino acids. The record is from RefSeq and is a predicted model, not a curated record. Gene Ontology annotation, molecular function: poly(A) binding; mRNA 3'-UTR binding; poly(U) RNA binding.
AUGUCCCAAGCCCAAGUCCCAUCUGAAGUACAAAGUGAUGUACAAGCCCAAGCUGCUCCAGCGCCAGCUCCAGCACCGGCACCAGCUCCACAAUCUGCUGAUCAAUCGAACAACGGUCCUCCUCAGUCUGCUUCAUUAUACGUCGGCGAAUUAGAUCCAACCGUCACUGAGGCAAUGCUCUUCGAAAUCUUCAACAUGAUUGGUCCAGUUGCCAGCAUCCGUGUUUGCAGAGACGCUGUUACUAGACGCUCCCUCGGUUACGCUUACGUCAACUACCUCAACCUCCAAGACGGAGAGCGCGCACUUGAACAGCUCAACUACUCUCUUAUCAAGAACAGAGCUUGUCGCAUCAUGUGGUCUCAACGUGAUCCUGCCCUUCGUAAAACUGGCCAAGGCAACAUCUUCAUUAAAAACCUUGAUGAGGCUAUUGACAACAAGGCUCUUCAUGACACUUUCGCCGCCUUUGGUAACGUUCUCUCUUGCAAGGUUGCUACCGAUGAGAAUGGCAACUCUCGUGGUUACGGUUUUGUUCACUACGAGAACGGUGAAUCUGCGUCUGCUGCUAUUCAACACGUCAACGGUAUGCUUCUUAAUGACAAGAAGGUCUACGUUGGUCACCACGUCUCAAAGAAGGAACGUCAACAAAAGAUUGAUGAACAAAAGUCUCAAUUCACCAACGUCUUUAUUAAAAACCUUGAUGUCUCUGUUGAUGAUGAAAAGUUCAAGCAAAUCACUGAACCAUUCGGUGAAAUUCUUUCAGCAGUAGUUCAAAAGGAUGAGCAAGGUAACUCACGUGGUUUCGGUUUCGUAAACUACAAGAACCACGAAGAGGCUGCAAAGGCUGUCGAUUCGCUCAACCAAGUUGAAGUUGAAGGAAAGAGAAUCUUUGCUGCUCGUGCUCAAAAGAAGACUGAACGUGAAGAAGAACUUCGUAGAAACUACGAACAAGCCAAGUUAGAAAAGAUGGCUAAAUACGCAGGAGUAAACUUAUACGUUAAGAACUUGGAUGAUGACUUUGAUGAUGAAAGAUUAGUUGGAGAAUUUGAACCAUUUGGUACUAUCACAUCCGCAAAGAUAAUGAAGGAUGAAAAGGGUGCAUCAAAGGGAUUCGGAUUUGUUUGUUUCUCUUCACCAGAUGAAGCAACUAAAGCAGUUUCAGAAUUAUCAGGCAAGAUGAUUGGAUCUAAACCACUUUACGUUUCAUUAGCACAACGUAGAGAUGUUAGACGCCAACAAUUGGAGUCACAAAUUGCUCAACGUAAUCAAUUAAGAUUACAACACCAAGCUGCUGCAGGAGUACCAAUCUCAGGAUUCAUGCCAGGUGCACCAAUGUACUACCAACCACCACCAGGAGCUUACCCAGGAGGUAGAUCAAUGUAUGGUCAACCAGGAUUCGCUCCACCAAGACCAAGAGGUUAUCCAGCAGGACAACAAGUUCCAGGUAUGCCAAUUCCAUCACCAUAUGGACCACCACCACAAGGUUACAUGCCAACGAAUUACAGACCAGCAAGACCAGCACGUACGAACGGAGCACAAGUCCAAGGUGGAUCACCAGCACCAAACGUUAGACCAGCAGUGCCAGCUGGUGGACCAGGACCAGGACCAAGACCAGCAGGUGUACCAGUCAGACCAGCACAAGGUGGUAAACCAGCUAAGCAAGAAGGUGGAGGACAAAUUUCUGCAUCAGUAUUGGCGAAUGCACCACCUGCAGAGCAAAAGCAAAUGCUUGGUGAAGCGCUCUACCCAAAGAUCUUCAACGUGCAACCAGAGUUGGCUGGUAAGAUAACAGGAAUGUUAUUAGAAAUGGAGAACUCUGAGUUACUCUUCUUAUUGGAGAAUGAAGACGCAAUGAAGAGCAAGGUUGAUGAAGCGAUUGCAGUACUUAACGAGUACCAAGAUGAAGACGCAGCAGAAGGUGCCGGUACCGGUGCUGGUGCUGAGCCAACGUCAACUGCUUAA